Grus americana (Whooping crane) is the source of this 1576-nucleotide messenger RNA. It is a transcript of the gene CYSRT1, whose product is annotated as cysteine rich tail 1. The record is from RefSeq and is a predicted model, not a curated record. The transcript has 2 exons. The coding region runs from base 71 to 457 and encodes 128 amino acids. NCBI's taxonomy places the organism in Eukaryota, Metazoa, Chordata, Aves, Gruiformes, Gruidae.
GCGGCCCCGCAGCCGGCCGGAGCUGCGCGGUCGGAGGUGGGCAACGCCGGCAGGGCCACACGUGCUGACAAUGAGCAGGGAGAUGGAUCGUGGGGUCAGCCUGGAAAACCCCUACGCCAGCAUCAACAUCCCGCGGGACCAGUUCCAGCAAAGCUUCAUCACUUGCUACCUGAAGGACGAGCCCACCAUCAUCGCCAACCCUGCAGCCGUGCCCACCUACGGUGUGGAGGAGCAGGAGGGCAGCUGGAACAGCCCAACCAUUUCCACGGAGAAGUCCUGGUCCCGUCCCUACAACCCCUAUGCCAGCCUGAAGAUGCCCAACGGGGAAUCGCCCAACUCCUUCUACACUGUCACCCUGGACAAGCCACCCAAGGGCCAGGAGCAGGAGGCCAGCGGGGGAUGCGGCUGCUGCAAGUGCUGCCCUUGCUGCAGAAAGUGCUGCUGCGUUGUCUCCUAAGGGCCCUCGCUGCACCCGUGGAAAGUGCUGACCAUGGGAUGGGGCCAGAUGGCCUUAUGGGGACGUGGAUGCCCAGCCUGGACACCCUGGGGAGCUGACCUGGUGCCCGGCAGAGCUGGCAGCUGAGAGGUGGCACUGCCUGAACUCUGCCACUGCUUUUCAUCCGUGAGCUCUGCAGCCAGAUAUGCCGGUGAUGGGCACCUGCCAGGUCCUGAGAGCCCAGUUUGGGGCAUGGGAGAGAAGGACAGGUCCCCUCUGCCCCGCUGAGGCCUGGGAGCCUUGAGGAUGAUGUGUGCCAACGCAGAUGCCAUCGAGAAGUGUCUACACUGGGGAUGGGGCAGCACUUUGAGCCUGAGAUCCUGCCAGAGGGUAGGUUUGGAUGGUGGCAGUCCUGUGCAUCUGGCAGAGGAAGGCAUCAUCGUUGCUGUCUUGGAGCCGUGGAGAGGAGCCAGGGACAUGCCCCAGAUGGGAUGGGGACUCACCUCCCCAGAACUGAGCAGUGUCCCCCACCCAUCAUGGGGACGCUGCAGCACCCUGUGCCAAGCUCCAGCUAGGUGCUUCUCCUCCUCGCCACACUGCCCAUGGGACAGAGGGAAGGAGACAGGAAGGACAGACAGGCAAAGCGUGGCAGAGUGCUGGGCAGGGCUCCAGGGCAGCGCCUGACAGCACAGCAUGGGUGUGGGUGUUAACGUCCCAGUGCCAGGAAACCCCUGGCCCCUGCCAGGCUUGUGGGGUGCUGGGCACAACCCCUUGCCCCAGCUGCAUCCUGGCUCGGUGCUCCACAGCACCUUGGGGCUGGGUCCAGUGCGGAGGGCUGGCUCAGUUCCAGCAGCGGGGUAGCACUGGGGCACCCCGUUUGGGACGCAGAUCCCCAUCAUUCACCUUCUGUGACCCCCUGGGCAUUGAGGAAGGCGGGUGAGGAGCCCGCUGGCCUCUUCACAGCAUGGUGGGGCGGCUCCAGGCUGGGUUUUUGGCUGGGGCUGGCGCCGCCGACCUGGAACAAGCCUGCCGUUGUGUUGGCAUCCCACGGGCGGCCGUGCUGCCAGGCGGCAGCUGCGUAAGCACCGCGGCUGCUGCAGAAACAGGUCUGCAGGGGCAGGGGCUUGGAAACAGUGUGUG